GCAAUUUUACUACCGGUUAUUGUCCACAUCGUACGACCAUAGCGUGAUAAGAAACAUCACCAUUUUUCUUCAAAGGAGACUCAAACAUGGGACAAGGUGUUUCUCGCACAGAUUACGAAUGGGUUUAUACAGAUGAACCCCAUGCAACUAGGCGAAAAGAGAUUAUGGCCAAAUAUCCCCAAGUAAAAAAGUUGAUGGGUUGUGACCCAAAUAUGAAGUACAAAGUUACUGCAUUGAUUCUCAUGCAGCUGAUUGCCUGCUACUUAGUUAAAGAUUCGUCAUUUUUAACUAUAUUCAUUGUCUCCUACUGUUUUGGCGGUGUUAUUAAUCACUCUCUCACUUUGGCAAUACACGAAAUUUCACAUAACCUUGCCUUUGGGCAUAGUAAACUACUAUGGAAUCGUUGGUUAGGAAUUUGGGCAAAUUUACCAUUAGGAAUACCCAUGUCAAUAUCCUUCAAAAAGUAUCACUUGGAACAUCAUAAAUAUCAAGGGGACGUUGAUAAGGAUAUGGAUGUUCCUCAUGAAUUAGAAGCUAAAUUAUUUACAACUACCUUAUUGAAAUUUGUAUGGCUGUUGCUACAGCCCGUCUUUUACGCUCUAAGGCCGUUGGUGGUGAAUCCUAAACCUGUAACAUUGCUUGAGAUAGCAAAUACUAUUAUUCAAGUCAUAUUUGACAUUAUUAUAGUCUACACAAUGGGCUGGAGAUCUCUAAUUUACCUUGCUUUUGGAACGUUCACUGCCAUGGGUCUUCAUCCGGUGGCGGGUCAUUUUAUUUCUGAACACUAUAUGUUUGUCAAGGGUUACGAAACGUACAGCUACUAUGGCAGAUUGAACUGGAUUACAUUUAAUGUGGGAUACCAUAACGAGCAUCAUGACUUUCCUAGUAUUCCAGGAUGUAACUUACCCAAGCUGAAAGAAAUGGUACCAGAAUAUUAUGACAAUUUACCUUGCCACAACUCCUGGUGCAAGGUUCUUUGGGAAUUUAUUUUCAAUCCUGAUAUAGGACCAUAUGCAAGAAUACGUAGACGUCGUAAAGAAAGACUUGAGAAUAUGAACGAAACACCUAAAAACGAAUAA
This is a messenger RNA of Dimorphilus gyrociliatus, 1079 nucleotides long. Lineage: Eukaryota; Metazoa; Annelida; Polychaeta; Dinophilidae. The record is from the annotation of a GenBank genome assembly.